AUGGCGACCCGCGAGCCAUGGACGCAGCGUCUCAGAGAUCAUUGUCUUGUUCGGGGUCUUAGGGAACCCACAUACCAAGACGUGUCUGACCGUCGAGGAGGUCGAACCGCCUGGUCUACAGUUGCAGUAGUCAACGGCACCCCAUAUGCUGCCCGCUUUUGGUACGAUGGAGCUUACGUAGACCAAGCAAAGGAAGACGCUGCGGAGAUCGCCUUGCGGAAACUCACUGGCUAUACCGAUCCGACAGUCGAACCGCCACCAGCGAACCACUACCGCCCCGCAAUCACAGCCUGA
Molecule: messenger RNA, 294 nt
Organism: Cucurbitaria berberidis CBS 394.84
Lineage: Eukaryota; Fungi; Ascomycota; Dothideomycetes; Pleosporales; Cucurbitariaceae
Exons: 3
Coding region: 1-294 (97 amino acids)
Source: RefSeq, a predicted model, not a curated record